AUGGAUUCACUCUCCAAUGUCUUUUUCGGCUUCGCUUUCUUCUCUACUGUUGGUCACGUGGCCUUCCAGCGUGGAGUAACUGUUGAAGCGUUUCAAUCCUCUGGGUUUGACCUAAGCUUCAUCGUGUACCCUGAGGUCAUUUCUGCUCUCCCACUGGCACAGCUAUGGUCUGUGCUGACCUUUUUGACCUUGAUAUCAUUGAAUAUCGAUACUAUGGUUCCGUGUGUGGACAUAGUCGUCGCUGCCUUGGAAGAUGUCUUCCCCAAGUUGAUGAAACAACGCUGGCUCACCAUCAGUGGUGUACUCCUCAGUCUCUUCCUGUUUGGUCUGAUAUAUAUUUCACAGGGUGGGAUAUUCGUGGUGACGCUGGUUGACUGGUACGCCUACUUCCCAUCAACGGCCGUGUUGGGCAUCCUUGAGUGCAUCGUUGUAGGCUGGUGUUAUGGAACAAAAAGGCUCCAGGAGGACGUCCGUACGAUGUGGGGAAAGACUAUACCUCGAGUCAUGGUCAUUAGUUUCAAGUUUGUGUGUCCUCUGUUUCUAGUUGUGAUCUGCUGCUACUCCCUGUACUCCUACCGACCCCCUCAGUACCAUGACUACAUCUACCCCACCUGGGCAACAGCUGUUGGAUGGCUCAUAGCCUUUUCGUCACUCCUGCCGUUACCGACUGUCUUCAUCUGGACGGUUUACAACACUCAAGGGGCAACACUGAAAGAGAAAUUGAAGAAAACUUUCGAACCCAAUGAAUACUGGAGGCGAUCACCGCCAGAGGAAGAAUUCACUGAAGUUCUACAACCGAUGGAAAAUGAUGUCUCAUCAUUUGACCUUGCCGCUGACAAGAUCGAGGAGAGUAUCAGCCACUCGGUGUUGCUGAUCCCGGAAUCUAUCAUCUGCUAG
Haliotis rufescens (red abalone) is the source of this 897-nucleotide messenger RNA. Its product is annotated as sodium-dependent dopamine transporter-like. Gene Ontology annotation, biological process: sodium ion transmembrane transport. Lineage: Eukaryota; Metazoa; Mollusca; Gastropoda; Lepetellida; Haliotidae. Gene Ontology annotation, cellular component: membrane. The record is from RefSeq and is a predicted model, not a curated record. The transcript is spliced from 8 exons. Bases 1 to 897 code for a protein of 298 amino acids.